Molecule: messenger RNA, 1653 nt
Organism: Gamsiella multidivaricata
Lineage: Eukaryota; Fungi; Mortierellomycota; Mortierellomycetes; Mortierellales; Mortierellaceae
Exons: 1
Coding region: 57-1505 (482 amino acids)
Molecular function (GO): protein binding
Source: RefSeq, a predicted model, not a curated record
CUUCUGAAGCGUGACCCUCAAAACGAUUUCCAUCACCCAUCAACAGGUUCAACACCAUGUCCACCGGCAUCAGGAAAUCCUCCCGUCUUGUUCAGAAAGCGGCCAAAGCAGCCCUUCAUGAAUCUCCUCCCCCGGUUAUAACCAAGCCCAAGAAGACAGUUGUCAAUGCAAAGCAAGCGAACAAAGCACGCAGGCUGACAGUAACCAAACCCGGACCGCGCAAUGAUGUCAACACAUGCAAGAAGCAGCGCCUAGUCAAGAAGAAAUCAGAAUUAGUGAAUGAGCUUGGGACCGACGCAAUUACAGCGACACGAACAGAGCGAUCGAUUUUGCCUAAGGGAGGCAAGACGCUAAAAACCAAAAAGCGAGCAGCCAUCUCAGAGGACGCUAACGCGGCGGAGUGCGAGGGUAAACCCAAACGACCUCGUAAACGAGCUAAGGUGCAUGGGGCAUCUACCGCCGCACCUAAAACAAAUCAGCCUGGACAGCACUCACCAGAAGAAAAGGAAGCCAUCACGACUUUGGUGCAGCCUCCUCAUCCUGUGAAUCCAACGGAUCCAUGUUCUCUGCUUCCAACAGAGGUCUGGCACAAGAUCCUGUCCCUUCUGCCGCUGUCCCAAGUCGCCAGGAUUUCUGUUCUCUCGGAAACAUGGCUUGAUGGGUCGCGUUCGUUUGCGGCCUGGAAGGCCAUAUGUCAGGCUGCCAACCUCGGUGAACCCAAGAAAAAGUAUCGAUCUCAUAUGGCACUCGUCUGUGUGCACUCAUUCUGGAUCUGCGACAGAUGUUAUUCACACAAGGCAGGCAGGGAGAGACCUUCAGACAUCCCACUCGCGAUGGCCGACGACGAUGAUAAUGGACUCAUUUGGUCGCUGUGCCGCGACUGUCGCCUCCAAUACUACAAGAAGCAUCCUGAGCCCCUCCGAGAGAACGAUGCUGGCGCGUAUGAGUUUCGGAUGCAUAAGAUGCCAAAAACAGAUGCCUUUUACAACUAUUCUUUCACCGAGACGGAUCUCAGAGACCUUCACUGCGAUGUACGACGGAAUCCCUACAAGCGUUUAGGCACCCCGAUGCGAUUGUACCGUACCUAUGAGCUUCAGAAGCGCGCUCUGGAACUGCAUGGAGGGUGGAUCGGGGUCGACUGCUGCAAGAAUAAGGUGGCGAGGAGCCGAAACAGGGCGUUUACGAUCAGAGAAAAAGGCAGAGACCCAAGCGCGGCAAAGGGCAAGGGCAAGGGCAAGGACGAUAACAAGAACAAACAAGGAGUUGACAAUGCUGGUGUUGCGGAAGGCAACCAGAAUCAAGACGAGACUAGUCGUGCGAAUCAGGAUGAAACCAACAGACAAGGGCAAGGCACCAGUCGGGAACAGCUCGAGGACGGUAGCAAUGUCGACAACAGCAUUGCGGGAACAAAUAGAUGCGCAGCUUUAAACGCUAUUGCUGGUGAUAUUGCGGGUCCCCUCGCUAUUGAGAACGAGGUCCAGAAUGCGAUCCAGGUCCAGGUUUAACUAGCCUGUGACCCAUGAUAUUGUACUUUUACAGUCUUGCGCAUAACUUCCUUUGCCCUUACCACUCAUUUUGCAUGCUCAUACUAUGCCAUGCUUCUGAAAGGGUUGAUAUCAGCAAUAAAAAUGUAUUCGAUUCAGCAAUUGCUCA